CACUCACCCAAACACAAACACAACCCACCCACCUACCCGUCCGCGCGCGCCUAAGCGUCCAUCACGAAUAUGGGUGGCGAUCUCAACCUGAAGAAGUCAUGGCAUCCACAUUUGCGCAAGAACCAGGAACGAGUAUGGAAGGAGGAAAAGGCCGCGCUCGAGGAGCGCAAGUUGAUCGACAAGCUCCGUCGAGAACGCGAGGAAGAGGCCGCAGUUGAAGAACUACAGAAACUGCAGGCCGAAUCUGGGGGCAAGGUUGUGCAGCGCAGGGUCGACUGGAUGUAUGCUGGGCCCAGCGGCGAUGCUGGCGUCACCGAAGAGCGCGAAGGCUACCUCCUUGGCAAGCGCAGGAUCGACAACCUCCUCAAAUCAAACGACACACAGAGUCUGCAGAAAGGCGCAGCAGUCGGGAUCGGCGCCGGUAGUGAUCCCAGCGCGACCUUGACCAACACCCGCGAUACGCAGAAAAAGGUUCUCCAAGAUCCACUGCUGAUGAUACAAAAGCAGAAAAUGGAAAUGCAGCUCAAGGCAAUGAAGGACGCCCAGAAGGAAGCCAAGUACGCCGAAAAGCGGGAGAAGGAAAAGGAACGUGAGAGAAGACAUCGACACAGAGACAGAGACGGCAGCAGGGACCGACACAGGGACAGGGAGAGGAGUAGAGACCGGGAACACAAACAUCGCAGCCGGCACCACCACCGAUCACGCUCGCCACGCAGAAGUGAAGACCGUGGGCACCGUCGCGAACACCAUAGCCAUCGAAGGCGAUCAAAAUCGCGGUCACGGUCGCCGUAUCACAAGCACAGUAGCCGAAGAGAUCGCACGCGCUCACCACCCAGAAGGGAUGAUCGUGGAGAUUUCCGGGAACGCGACAGCUACCGAUGGCGUGAUCGCUCACCUCCCAAGAAGCAAUCAGAUGAUGCAGAGGCCCGCCAAAGUGCGGCCGAUCGUCUCGCUAGUAUGCAAGCAGAAGCAACAUCAUUAGAGGAGCAGCGGGCUGAACGAGUUCGGCAACAAGAGAUCAAGGAUGCCGAGGAGGAUGCGAAGCUCAAGAAAAACAUGGACGGCGGACGACGCUUCAUCUCCAAUAUCCGCGGACAGGCAUCGAACAUGGAUCUGGGCGAUGCUAUUGCUCGUGGACGUCAGAACUUGAGGACGGAAGUAGAUGAUUAGCGUUUUGAUUUCAGAGUUAUUUACUCGGCUUGGUCAGCGGACAGAUGGUAAAUUGAUACCCAGGGCAGAGUCUUGUUAAUGUUGGAAUUGAGAUGCUAGUGAUUUAGUCAAUACUACUUCUACUACC
This is a messenger RNA of Exserohilum turcica Et28A, 1297 nucleotides long. RefSeq lists its product as uncharacterized. The transcript has a single exon. Gene Ontology annotation, cellular component: U2-type spliceosomal complex. Lineage: Eukaryota; Fungi; Ascomycota; Dothideomycetes; Pleosporales; Pleosporaceae. The record is from RefSeq and is a predicted model, not a curated record. Gene Ontology annotation, biological process: mRNA splicing, via spliceosome. The coding region runs from base 70 to 1170 and encodes 366 amino acids.